AUGGGAGUUCCAGCAUUUUUUCGUUGGUUAACAAAAAAAUAUCCAUCAAUUAUUGUUAAUUGUAUUGAAGAUAAUCCUUCAACAGAUGCUCAAGGUGUUUAUCAUCCGUUAGAUGAAACUCGUGCCAAUCCGAAUGGAAUUGAAUUCGACAAUCUUUACUUAGAUAUGAACGGAAUAAUUCAUCCAUGUACGCAUCCGGAAGAUCGUCCACCACCAAAAAAUGAAGACGAGAUGAUGAUAUUAAUAUUUGAAUGUAUUGAUCGUUUAUUUUCCAUUGUUCGUCCACGUAAAUUGCUUUAUAUGGCCAUUGAUGGUGUUGCCCCACGAGCUAAAAUGAAUCAACAACGUUCCAGACGUUUUCGAGCAUCAAAAGAGACAGUUGAUAAAGUUGAACAAAUGGAAAAAAUAAAAAAUGAAAUCCGUACUAGUGGCGGUCUUUUACCUGAAGAUAAAAGCCACCAAGAAAAGAGUGAACAUUUCGAUUCUAAUUGUAUUACACCAGGUACGCCAUUUAUGUCAAAAUUAGCCGAUUGUCUUCGUUAUUAUAUAAGACAUCGAAUGAAUACAAAUCCAGCGUGGCGUUCAAUAAAAGUUAUUUUAUCGGAUGCAAAUGUUCCUGGUGAAGGUGAACAUAAAAUCAUGGAUUAUAUUCGUCGUCAACGUGCACAACCCGAUCAUGAUCCUAAUACACAUCAUGUUUUAUGUGGUGCUGACGCUGAUCUUAUCAUGCUUGGUUUAGCAACACAUGAACCAUAUUUUACAAUAAUUCGUGAAGAAUUCAAACCAAAUAAACCACGUCCAUGUGAUAUUUGUGGACAAUUAGGACAUGAAAUGAAAGAAUGCAAAGGUAUUGCUAAAGAAAAAUUUGGUACACAUGAUGAAUUAACAGCACCGAAAAAUUAUGGUGAAACUCGCUAUAUAUUUGUACGACUUUCGAUAUUACGUGAAUAUCUUUAUCGAGAUUUAGAAAUUCGUUUUCAAUUACCAUUUGAAUGGGAUCUUGAACGUGCCAUUGAUGAUUGGGUAUUUAUGUGUUUUUUUGUUGGUAAUGAUUUUUUACCACAUUUACCAUCACUUGAAAUACGUGAAGGUGCCAUUGAUCGUCUUAUACGUAUCUAUAAAGAUAAUGUACCCAAAUUUCAAGGUUAUUUGACAGAAAAUGGAAUACCAAAUAUGGAACGUGUUGAAAUUAUUUUAACAAGUAUCGGUAGAAUGGAAGAUGAAAUAUUUAUGAAACGACAUGAAUCUGAUCAACAACAGCGACAACGUGAACGAAGUCGUUCAAAUAAUUAUCAAUCACCAAAUAAACGACAUAGAGCGACAACAGAACGAAAUGGGCCUGCACCUUUACCUGUUUGGAUGGCAGCUCCUCAACUAGAACCACAACCUAUUGGUCAAAGACCUAAUACCCAUAUUAGUAAUCCAGCUCAAGCUAAUUCACAAUUACGUCAGAUGCAACGUGUCGAUUUUUCAUCAUCUGAUGCAUCGAAUAAUCGACCUGAAAAACGUAGUUACGACGAAUUGGAACAAGAAACACCUGAUUCUUCCAGAUACGACCAACAAGAUUCAGUUCACGAUGAAGAAGAAGAUAACGAUGCAAAUGAUUCAGUUCGACUUUGGGAAGAAGGCUGGCGUGAAAGAUAUUAUAAAAAUAAAUUUAAUGUUAGUAAAAAUGAUUUGGAACAAUUUCGUAUACAAGUUGCACAACAUUACGCACGAGGUUUAUGUUGGGUUCUACAAUAUUAUUAUCAAGGUGUACCAGCAUGGGAUUGGUACUUUCCUUAUCACUAUGCACCAUUUGCAUCGGAUUUUCACCUAGUUCGAGAUGUACCAGUACAUUUUGAUAAAAAAACAAAACCAUUUCAUCCAUUGGAGCAGUUAAUGGCAGUAUUUCCAUCGCAAUCUAGAAAAUUUCUGCCUAUCGAAUGGCAAUCUCUUAUGACUGAAAAAGAAUCUCCGAUAAUUGAUUUUUAUCCAUUAAAUUUUUGUGUUGAUCUUAAUGGUAAACGUUAUGAAUGGCAAGGUGUUGCUUUAUUGCCAUUCGUUGAUGAAAAACGUUUACAUCGUACGCUUGAACAUGUUUACUCUACAUUAACAAUUGAAGAAGGAAAACGUAAUCAACGUGAUUACGAUCGUUUAUAUAUUCAUUCAACUGAUUUAUGUUAUGAUUAUUUAAAACAACUAUAUGUUCCAGGUAUAACUGAAGUCACAAAAAAAUCUUCACUUAAUAUGCCAACAAUGUUAAGUGGUGGUUUGGCAGGAUGUAUAUGGCCCGAUGAGGAUGAUAAUAUAAAACCUAUUGGAGAAGAAGUUAAAGCACCGUUACCUAAUUGCGAAGAUGUAAUCAAUAAUCAAGUUAUUUCUGUUAAAUAUCAAGAUUUACCAUUUGAUGAUGAUUAUAUAUUUAAAGCUAAAUUAUUAGAAAAUAUUGUAAUGCCACAAACAACAUUGAAACCACGAGAUUAUGAUCAAAUGACACCUUAUAGACCAAAUACAGGUUUUGCACAGCGGCAACAAUAUCAAAGAGAUUUCGCACCAGCUCAACGUUUUAUUCGUCAUUCGAUGGGUUCUCAACAAACCGAUCAACAGCAACAACCAGGUGGAUUUUACCCUCAACAUCAACAAGAUAGAUGUUAUCAACAGAACCAGUCAAGUGGGGGCUACCCUUCACGCCAACAUAAUGAUGGUGGUGGUGGUUAUCGUCCACGACAAUCAUAUGAUGGUGGAUAUCGACCACGGCAACCAUAUGAUGAUGGAUAUCGACCACGGCAACCAUAUGAUGGUGGAUAUCGACCACGGCAACCUUAUGAUGGUGGAUAUCGUCCACGGCAACCUUAUGAUGGCAGCUAUCGUCCACGACAACCGAAUGAUGGCAGUUAUCAACAACGUCACCAAAACUCAUAUAAUUCCUAUAGACCGAACUAUUAA
Messenger RNA from Rotaria socialis, 2928 nucleotides. The record is from the annotation of a GenBank genome assembly. Lineage: Eukaryota; Metazoa; Rotifera; Eurotatoria; Philodinida; Philodinidae.